Astyanax mexicanus (Mexican tetra) is the source of this 4440-nucleotide messenger RNA. Its product is annotated as vitellogenin-like. The transcript is spliced from 27 exons. Bases 56 to 4174 code for a protein of 1372 amino acids. Gene Ontology annotation, biological process: lipid transport. Lineage: Eukaryota; Metazoa; Chordata; Actinopteri; Characiformes; Acestrorhamphidae. The record is from RefSeq and is a predicted model, not a curated record. Gene Ontology annotation, molecular function: lipid carrier activity.
AAAAUUUGACUAUAUAAAUGCCCUCAUUAUAAGCAUUCAUCACAAACCACCAGCCAUGAGAGCUGUUGUGCUUGCCCUGACUGUGGCCCUUGUGGCAAGUCAACAGAUCAACCUUGUUCCAGAGUUUGCCGCUGGUAAGACCUAUGUAUACAAGUAUGAGGGUCUGCUUUUGGGCGGUCUGCCUCAGGAGGGUCUGGGCAAGGCUGGUGUAAAAGUCAGCAGCAAGGUUCUCAUCAGGGCUGAAGCAUCGACCACCUUUCUUCUGAAGCUCCAGGAUCCUCAGCUCUUCGAGUAUGCCGGCAUCUGGCCUCAGGAUUCUUUCAGUCCCGCUGCAAAGCUCCUCGCCGCACUGAACGCUCAGCUUCAAAUUCCCAUCAAAUUUGAGUAUGCUAGUGGUGUGGUUGGUAAGAUUUACGCCCCGGCUGGAGUGUCUGCUACUGUCCUGAACUUGUACAGAGGAAUCCUCAACAUCCUUCAGCUCAAUCUCAAGAACACCCAGAAUGUCUAUGAGAUGCAUGAGGCUGGAACUCAUGGAGUCUGCAAGGCCCACUAUAUGAUCAGUGAAGAUGCAAAGACCAAUCAGAUUGUUGUGAGAAAAUCUAAAGACUUUACCCACUGCCAUGAGAGGGUCAUCAAGGAUAUUGGUUUGGCUUAUGCUGAGAAGUGUGCUGAAUGCCAGCAGAGGCUUCAGAGUUUGACCGGAACUGCAACUCACACCUACAUCAUGAAGCCAUCAGAUGCUGGAGCUGUGGUCGCCGAGGCUACAGUUGAGGAGCUACACCAGUUCUCACUGUUCAAUACCAUCACUGGAGCAGCCCAAAUGAAAGCCACGCAAACUCUGACACUGCUGGAAGUACAGAACACCGCUAUUGCUCCAAUCGGUGGUGAUUAUGCAGCUCGUGGAUCCUUGAAAUACGAGUUUGCCACUGAAAUUCUGCAGACCCCCAUUCAGCUUCUGAAGAUCAACAACGCAGAGGCUCAGAUUGUAGAAGUUUUGAAUCAUCUGGCUACAAACGAUAUGGAUGUGAUCCAUGAAGAUGCUCCACUGAAGUUCCUUCAGCUUGUCCAACUCCUGCGUGUUGCUACUUUUGAGAACAUUCAAACCAUUUGGGAUCAGUACAAGACCAAACCAGUUCACAGACGUUGGAUUCUGGAUGCAGCCCCUGUUGCGGGAACAUCAGUGGCACUGCGCUUCAUUGAGGAAAAGUUUAAUGCUGGUGAAUUCACCACCGCUGAAUUCACUCAGGCCCUACUGGUUGGUCUGCACAUGGCCACAGCUGACCAGGGAGCUAUUCAGCACAUUGCUCGUCUAGCACUGAGCCCCAAAAUCAAGGCAAUUCAAGCAGUGCAUGAGGUGGUUAUGCUUGGUUAUGGUUCCAUGGUUGCCAGACACUGCGCUGAAGAUCCGUCCUGUUCUCCUGAUCUCCUCAAGCCCAUCCAUGACCUUGCUGCUGAAGCCAUUUCCAAGGCUGACAUUUCUGAAGUCACCCUGGCUGUGAAAGCUCUGGGCAAUGCUGGUCACCCUGCUAGCCUUAAACCCAUCAUGAAGAUCCUGCCAGGAUUUGGAGCUGCUGCUGCAAACAUGCCCAUGAAAGUCCAAGUUGAUGCCAUCUUGGCUCUCAGGAACAUUGCCAAGAAGGAGCCAAAGAUAGUUCAGCCAGUGGCCCUGCAACUUUUUAUGGAUAGGACUCUUCAUCCUGAAGUGCGUAUGGUUGCCUGUAUUGCACUUUUCGAGACCAAGCCCUCAGUGGCUCUAAUGUCCACUGUUGCUGGAGCUAUGGAUAAAGAGCCCAGCAUGGAAGUUGCCAGCUUCGCAUACUCUCACAUCAAGUCUCUGACCAGAAGCAUGUCCCCUGAUUUGAUGAAUGUGGCUGCUGCAGCUAAUGUCGCCAUCAGAAUGUUGUGCCCCAAAAUGGACAGACUGAGCUACCUUUCAAGCACUGCUCUCCACUUGGACCUUUAUGUUUCUCCUGUCAUGGUUGGUGCAGCUGGAAGUGCUUUCAUCAUCAAUGAUGCUGCCACCAUCUUGCCCAGAGCUGUUGUUGCAAAAACUCGUGCCUACUUGGCCGGAGCAGCUGCUGAUGUUCUUGAGGUUGGUGUGAGAACUGAGGGACUCCAAGAAGCUCUAAAGAGAACUCCUGCUGGAGAUGAGAAUGCUGAUCGCAUGACCAAGAUAAAGCACACUUUGAGAGCACUGAUGAACUGGAAGGCUCUACCGGCUACUCAGCCACUGGCCUCCAUCUAUGUGAAACUCUUUGGACAGGAAAUUGCUUUUGCCAACAUUGAUAAAACCUUCAUUGAGCAGAUCAUUGAUCAGGCAGCACAGACUGCAAAACCACGUGCACGCGAACUGAUGAAGGAGGCCGUUAAAGCCUUGCAGGAUGGAAUCGCCUUCCAAUAUACCAAGCCUUUGCUGGCAGCUGAGAUUCGCCGCAUUAUCCCCACUGCUGUUGGUGUGCCCAUAGAGCUUGGUUUUUACACCGCUGCUGUUGCUGCUGCAGCUGUUAAUGUGAAGGCCGACAUCACACCUCGCCUACCUGAGCAGCUAGAGACUGUCUCUCUUGAUCAGUUGAAGAACUCAGACUUCCAGGUGAAAGCUGAGGCUAGACCAAGUGCUGCCAUACACACUUUUGCUGUGAUUGGAGUGAACACUGCCUUGAUUCAGGCUGCUGUCAUGGCUAAAGGAAAGGUCCACACUGCUGUACCAGGAAAAGUGGCUGUGAGAGCUGAUCUUCCAAAGGGAAAUUUCAAGGUGGAGGUUCUUCCUGCUGCUACUCCCGAUCAUGUUGCUGCUGUCAGCUUUGAGACUCUUGCUGUAGCCAGAAAUAUUGAGGAUCUCCCUGCUGAGAGAGUAGCAUCUCUGGCACCUGCAGUGCCCGUCGGUGCUGAGUCCUGGAUUCCUGCUUCAAUUCAGAAGACCUUGUGUGGUACUGUUCCCUACUUCCAUGUUAAAGGAUGUGUUGAGGUUGCCUCACGCCAUGCUGGCUUCAUGGGCUACAACCCUCUGUACUACUUGGUUGGACAGCACAAAGCUCGCAUUUCAGUGGCAAGAGGUGAUGGUCCUGCUCUUGAAAGACUGGAGUUUGAGGUUCACGUUGGUGCUAAUGCAGCUGAGAAGCUUGCUAGGCAAUACAGUGCUGAAUCUGAAAAUCAAGAAGAAAACAUCAUCCUGAUGAAACUGAGAGAAAUCCUGGAGGCUGGACUGAAGAACAAGAACUCUUCAAGCAGCUCAAGCAGCUCAAGCAGGUCGAGUCGCUCAAGUCGUUCAAGUCGUUCAAGCCAGUCAAGCUCCAUCAGCAGCAGCAGGAGUUCCAGUAGCUCCUCAAGAUCUUCCAGCUCCCAAAUGUUUAGGGGCAAUGAUACCUAUGGCCCCUUCCAGAAAUUCCAUAAGGAUCAGUACUUGACGUCAAAUGCAAGGUCCAGCAGUGCAUCUAGCAUUGAGACCCUCCAAAGAAAGGUUAAGCUCCUUGAAGAUGCUGUUCCAGCUGUACUUGCCAUCAUUGCUCGUGUUGUUAGAAGUGAUCGUAAUGUGGGAUACCAGCUCGCUGCUUACUUGGAUAAGCCCACUUCAAGAGCACAGAUUACAUUGUCCCCCAUUGCUGAGAAAUGGAAGUUGUGCGCUGAUGCUGUACUGCCAAGCCAGCAUAAAGUCAGCGCUAAGCUUGGAUGGGGACCAGAGUGCCAGGACUAUUCUGCUACUGUAAAGGCUGAGGCUGGAGUGAUUGAAUCAAACCCUGCUGCUCGUUUUGAAGUGGCGUGGGACAAACUCCCAAGUCUUCUGACCCGUGCAGCCAUGCAUGCUCAAAGAGUCGCCACUGAGUAUAUCCCAUUGCUCAAAGCAGCUCGUCUGGCUGGAUUUUCUCUUGAUAAAGCUGAAAACAACAAAGACAAGGAGGUUGCCUUCAUUAUUGCACUACCAACUCAGAAGUCUGUGAACAUCAUUGUGAGAGCUCCAAAGAUGACCCUGUCAAAGAUGAAUGUGGCUGUUCCUGUUGCUGUGCCCAUUGAAAAAGAUGGACGCAUUCCAGCUCUUGAGAAUCUGGACAUCCGUGGCGCCAUUCAGAACCUGAAUAUUCGUGACAUCUUUGAGAAUCUAGACAUUCGUGCUGUCCUUAAAUAUUUAGAGGCUAUAAAGGACAAAGUGCUUGAAUACAUUGAGCAAUUCCAAAAUUAGAUCUGGGCCUUCAUACAGGAUUCUGACAUUCACACCAUUAAUGAGAAUGCAGAAAUUCGUGCCAUCCUCGAGCAUCCAUAUGUUCGUGCCAUCACUGAGAAUCCAUACGUUCGUGACAUCAUUCAGAAGGCUGACAUCCGUGCUUUGGUUAUGAAGACUGAUAUUCACGCCAUUAUUGAGAGAUGGCUGAAUGACAUUCUUGCCUAAAGCUGAACUGAUUUCAUUAUAAAGCUAAUCAAAUAAAGAACAUUAUGAGCAUCCAAGAA